This is a messenger RNA of Mobula hypostoma (lesser devil ray), 3863 nucleotides long. RefSeq names its product podocin-like. Bases 292 to 1632 code for a protein of 446 amino acids. The transcript has 9 exons. Gene Ontology annotation, cellular component: plasma membrane. The record is from RefSeq and is a predicted model, not a curated record. Lineage: Eukaryota; Metazoa; Chordata; Chondrichthyes; Myliobatiformes; Myliobatidae.
UUUAAAAAGCCAUUGAAAUGCAUGGCAAGGUUAGGAAAAGGACAUUUCAGAACAGAAUCACGGUGUAUCAAGAAAGCAGGACAAAUAAGUUAGGUGUAGUAAAGGCUCAAAUACAAACAUGGGAAAAAACUUUGGAGAGAAGUUAUAGAUGUGAACUGCUAAAGCUUCAAUGCAACAGUGCGGGGGACACAGUCUCAGAAAAUAACUAAUUAAAUCUGAAGAAGCAGUUACUCCCUUCAUAUCAAUAAAAUGCUUAGAAAAACACCUGACUGAAUAUUUAAUUAUUCAAGUAUGACUCUUGACAUCAUCAGGAAGGAGAGUCUGGGAUGGGAUGCCUAUGAAAAUUGCAGAGACCCUGAGUAUAAAUCAGAAGGACACUUUUUCAAGAGUGAGGUUUCUGCCAGCAGCUCUUCAAACAAGAUGGAGAAAAUCUCCAAAGCUAUCUCCCAUUCUUCAAAGAAUUCGGGAAAAAGACAAGUCGGAUCUUCCACUGGGGAGAAAGACGUUCACAUCAAGGGCAUUCGAAGCAGCAGGAGCAGAAAUAAGUCCAAGUCCACCCUUGUGAGAACCAGUGCAAGGAAAGACUCAAGGAACAAGACAGCGAGAAAUGGGACAACACAGUCAGAUUGCUGCCGCGGUGCUGACGACAAGGUAACAGGCUGCACCAUCGUGGACGUGGACAAUGUGCUGAGCUCUGAAGAGAGUGAAGAGGGGCCCGUUGCCCUGAUAGAAAUGGAAGCACCAGACGAAGGUAUGAAGAAUGGAAGUCCAGGGAUCUGUGAGUGUAUUCUCACAUUCUUCUGUUUGCUGCUAAUUCUUCUCCUCUUCCCAGUCUCUGUCUGGUUCUGUAUUAAGAUAGUACAGGAGCAUGAACGUGCUGUGACAUUCAGACUGGGACGACUACUGCCAGGGAGAGCCAAAGGGCCAGGUCUCUUCUUUCUUGUGCCUUGUCUGGACACUUAUCACAAAGUGGAUAUGCGUAUUAAAACAUUGGGGAUUCCAUUUCAUGAAGUGAUAUCCAAGGACAUGGUGGCUGCUGAAGUGAAUGCGUUCUGCUAUUAUCGGGUGGAAAAUGCCUCCCUCUCGUUAACAAGUGUCGCCAAUUCCCCUGACUCAUUAUCAUUGCUAGUUCAGACUUUUAUUAAACGAAGCUUAGCACAUCGGAAAUUCAAUGAAAUUCUUCAGGAAAGAAAGAGCAUUGGUGAUGAAAUCAAGGUUGCCCUUGAUGCGAUAACAUGGAAAUGGGGAAUCAAGGUGGAACAUGCUGAAAUUAAAGAUGUCCAUCUUCCUGCAGAACUUCAGCACUCGAUAGCAGUGGAAGCAGAGGCACACAGAAAAGCAAAGGCCAAGGUGAUCGCAGCUGAAGCUGAGAAGGAUGCUUCAGAAGCCCUAAAAACUGCAGCAGACGUUCUCUCUGGAUCUUCUGCCGCCAUCCAGCUACGUUAUCUCCACACACUGCACACACUCUCUGCUGAGAAAACUUCCACUGUCAUCUUACCUCUGCCUUUUGACAUUCUUAAUACUACAUCAGCCAUUGCCCAGAAAUCUUUAGAGACCAAUGCAGCAACUCAAACAACAAGAACAGCACAGACUUCACAGCAGAAACCUAAGCCUGACUCUCCAAUGUUAUAAGUGAUGGAAAGACUUAAUUCUAGCUGACAAGAUCUAUCUGUUAUUUCUUUUUACUAGAUGCAUGGACAACUUUGCCAUUAGUGAGUUUUGGUAAUAAAAUUAAUGCAUUAAUAUUUUAAUGAAUGAAUUGUCCAGUACUUAAUGAAGUUACAAAAAUCAUCAGUUCUGAGAGAAGACAGGUAAUUUUUAAAAAACUCUGUAUACGACAGGAUAAGAACAAGCAGAUCUUUCAUAGUGGAAUGUGUUCAUUGGGAUAUCUGGUAUAUUUGUAUCAGUGUACUUGUCUUUGUUACUCUAAAUGCUAAAUGAUACAAUACAAAUUUGCCAACAGAGAACCUGGCCUGAAAGUAAAUGUUACUUUAGUCCUGACGAAGGGUCUUGGCCUGAAACGUCGACUGCACCUCUUCCUACAGAUGCUGCCUGGCCUGCUGCGUUCACCAGCAACUUUGAUGUGUGUUGUUACUUUACGAACUUGUUUCCAAAAUCUAUAAUUUUAAAAAGAAACAAACAUGCUUCCUGGUCCUUUGCAAGACAAAAUCUGUAAUAUGUCAUAAAGUUUCAUCUUCCUUUAUUAGCAAUGGACUUCAAUCGACUUAUCUAAAGAAAAUACAGUGCAGGAACAGGCCUUUCAGCGUAAGAUGUCUGUGAGGACCAUGAAGCCAACCCAAACUAAUCCCAUCUGCCUGCAUAUGGUCCAUGUCACUCCACCCUUGCCUGUUCAUAUACUGUCCGAAUGCUUCUUAAACUUUGAUAAUAUAUCUGCUUCUCUGCCACUUCCCCUGACAGUGCAUUAGAUGCUGUGUAAAAUAAACAUACAUGCCUCAUAAAUCUCCUUUAAACUAUUCCCUUCUUACCUUAAAGCAAUGCCCUCUAAUAUUUGACAUUUCCACGCUUGGGAAAAAAGACUCUGACUAUCUAACCUAUCUGUGCCUCUCACAAUUUAUCAGGUCAUUUCUCAGCCUUCAAUGCGCCACAGAAAACGCAAGUUUCUCCAGCUCUCUUUAUGGAGAACAAAAAAGGUAUAUAAAAUUCUACCUGCAUCCGGCUUUGAGGGUACGUUGGUGAUGCCUAAAUAGACUUAAGUGCAUCAAAGCAGCCUUUGGUUGAUAGAGGAAAAAGCAUGAAUGAAUUGGAAAUCAGAGAUCUGGCACACACCUCACAGUCUACUAGGCAGCAAUAGUCUCUGCCCUCUGAUAUACACACAUUGAGACAUGGACUACCUGCUGCAGGCACCUGAUACCACCAAUCUUCAAAUUCUGCAUGAAGGAUGAACAGUCCAGGGUCAAUGUCCUCUAUCAGGCCAACAUCCUCAGUGGUUACAUUCCAUCGGUUCAGUUGGGCAGGCCACAUAAUUUGUAUGCCAAACGCCAUACUCCCAGAGCAGACACUCUACUCUGGAAAACAUUAUCAAGCAGUGAUAAUGAAAACUUAAAAUUACCAGAACAAGUCAUAUUGUCCCUCACCUUGUUGCAUAACUCAUGAGAAUUGGUCUGUGAGGUUCUUUAAAUGGUCCAGAAUUACUGCAAUGCACUUUCUUGGAAACCAUUGAAUUAUGAAAGUGAUGUUUUUUCCAUAUUGUUUUACUUACUUCUUCCCUUACAUAAUGUUAUUUCAGGUGUCUAAUCAGUUGCAUCAGUUCAUAUAGCUUAUAGUUGUACUCCUGUGUAAUUCAAUGGUGCUAAAUGAGUGGUGUUUCUUGAAUGAUAUUUAUAAUUGGACCCAAAUGUUUGUUUGAUAUUUUCCAUUCUGCACAUGAAAAUAAAUUAACAUACCUACACAUAAAAUAUUGAUGAUCACAAAUGACAGACUGCAUGCAAAAUUCUGUUCCCUGUGAACAUGGGGCAGGAUUUAGUAAUACUGAGACUGCCUUAGUUCUACUGAGGCAUUGGCUCUUCCACACCCAUUCAAUUUUUCCACCAAAAGGUGGGGCAGAGCAAUUGCACCCAACCAGAAAUUCACUCCAGAAGGUUAAAAAGUUGAGGCACUUAUGCUCAAGCUCAAAGACGUUGCUUUAUUUAUAAUUAGGAGUAUUUGUCUAAAUUGCUUUAUGGGGCAUUUACUUGCAAUGUUUUUGCAGCUUAAGACUAAUUUGAAAUAGAAGCCUACUUAAAGUAUGAUUUCAAUUCUACUUCAAAACAACAUUGCUGACUGCAAUUUGAAACACAUUUGGCAUUAAUGGAAAUAAAUGUACUUAACACAGAAUUUGAAAAGACUGGUUUAUCAUAUGGAAA